Messenger RNA from Drosophila miranda, 488 nucleotides. RefSeq names its product cyclin-dependent kinase inhibitor 1C. The record is from RefSeq and is a predicted model, not a curated record. Lineage: Eukaryota; Metazoa; Arthropoda; Insecta; Diptera; Drosophilidae. The coding region runs from base 1 to 456 and encodes 151 amino acids. The transcript has 2 exons.
AUGUUCAAAUACGCCGUUGUCAUCUGCGCUCUGAUUGCCUGUGUGGCCGCCAAGCCGGGACUACUCCAUGCUCCACUGGCCACUCCCCUGUUUGCUGCUCCUGCUCCCGUUGUGACUGCAGCCAGCAGUCAGGUGGUGGCCAGGACCUUCAAUGGCAUUGCGACGGCUCCAGUGAUUGCCCAAGUCCCCGUGGCUCCCGCACCAGUUCCAGUCGUUAGGACUGUUGCAGCUCCUUUUGCUGCACCUCUGGCUGCUGCUCCUUUGCCGGCUCCCAUUGUCCGAACUGUGACAGGUCCAGUGCCGGCACACUUUGCAGCUCAAUAUACCGCUCCCUUUGGAGCUGCCUACGCUGCUCCCUUCGCCCAUCCCUAUGGUACACCUGUCAUUGCCAAAUACUCGGCUCCCUUGGCCUAUGCACCAGCACCACUGAACUAUGCAGCGCCCGCACUGUGGUAGAAUUAACCAACCAACCGUCCCAUGUGUGUUCA